AUGAUUGAGUUCAACGCCGUCUCCUCGCUGAGCUAUGAGCGUUGCCAGCUGGUUGCGACGCAGUAUACCACUGUUCUCGUCACCACCACUGUACCUAGAACUGCCGCUAUUGACCGGCGGGUGUGUCUAUCGAAUGCGUCAGGUGUGCAGAGUCGGUGCUCACGAAUACCUGCGCUGUAG
Messenger RNA from Phanerochaete carnosa HHB-10118-sp, 180 nucleotides. RefSeq lists its product as uncharacterized. The record is from RefSeq and is a predicted model, not a curated record. The coding region runs from base 1 to 180 and encodes 59 amino acids. The transcript has a single exon. Lineage: Eukaryota; Fungi; Basidiomycota; Agaricomycetes; Polyporales; Phanerochaetaceae.